AUGGCAAAUGUGGGAAGAAGCUGGCCUGUUGUUGACUUUGGGGACAGCAUAAUUCCUUGGUUUAAAAUGGACUCUGUCAGGCUGGAGAACCAUACCUCUGUGGAUGGAUACACUGAACCACAUGUCCAGCCUAUCAAGUCAAGUAGCAGACAGAACAUCCCCCGAUGUAGAAACUCAAUCACAUCUACCAAUGAAGAGCAUCCUCACAUUGGAAACUAUCGCUUACUGAAAACAAUAGGAAAAGGAAAUUUUGCCAAAGUGAAACUGGCAAGGCAUGUUCUUACUGGAAGAGAGGUUGCUGUGAAAAUAAUAGAUAAAACCCAGCUAAACCCUACUAGUCUGCAAAAGUUGUUUCGAGAAGUACGAAUAAUGAAGAUACUGAAUCAUCCCAAUAUUGUAAAAUUAUUUGAAGUUAUUGAAACAGAAAAGACAUUGUAUUUGGUAAUGGAAUAUGCCAGUGGGGGAGAAGUGUUUGACUACUUAGUUGCACAUGGAAGAAUGAAAGAGAAAGAGGCUCGUGCAAAAUUCAGGCAGAUUGUAUCUGCUGUGCAGUACUGUCAUCAGAAAUGCAUAGUUCAUCGUGAUCUUAAGGCAGAAAACCUUCUACUUGAUGCAGAUAUGAACAUUAAGAUUGCAGACUUUGGUUUUAGUAAUGAAUUUACAGUUGGUAAUAAACUGGACACAUUUUGUGGAAGCCCGCCUUAUGCUGCUCCUGAACUUUUCCAAGGAAAGAAAUAUGAUGGUCCUGAAGUGGACGUGUGGAGCCUUGGGGUGAUUUUGUACACACUAGUAAGCGGAUCAUUGCCAUUUGAUGGUCAGAAUCUAAAGGAAUUGAGGGAGCGAGUACUGAGGGGGAAGUACCGUAUUCCGUUCUAUAUGUCCACAGACUGUGAAAAUCUACUUAAGAAGCUACUAGUACUGAAUCCAAUAAAACGAGGCAGCUUGGAACAAAUUAUGAAGGAUCGGUGGAUGAAUGUUGGCCAUGAAGAAGAAGAAUUAAAGCCAUAUACUGAGCCUGAACCAGACUUUAAUGACACCAAGAGAAUAGACAUUAUGGUCACUAUGGGUUUUUCAAGAGAAGAAAUCCAUGAAUCUUUAGUAAACCAAAAGUACGAUGAAGUCAUGGCUACUUACUUGCUGCUGGGUAGAAAACCACCUGAAUUUGAAGGAGGUGAUUCCCUCUCCAGCAGCAACUUGGGUCAAAGGUCUCGUCCUAGCAGUGACCUCAACAACAGUUCUGUGCAGUCUCCUGCUCACUUGAAGGUCCAACGGAGUAUAUCGACUAAUCAGAAACAACGGCGGUUCAGUGAUCAUGGUGGGGAUGACAUUCCAACAAUUGGUCCGUCAAUUCCUCCUGCUGUGUCAUACACAAAAAGGGCUCAGGCAAACAGUGUGGAAAGCGAACAGAAAGAAGACUGGGACAAAGAUGUGUCACGCAAACUUAGCAGCACUACAGUGGGAUCCAAAGGAGAGAUGGCUGCAAGUCCACUUGUAGGUCCAGAAAGAAAGAAAUCAACCACAGUUCCCAGUAACAAUGUAUUUUCUGGCAGUGGAAUGACAAGAAGGAACACUUACGUUUGUGAACGUUCUUCAGAUCGCUAUUCUGCAAUACAGAAUGGGAAGGACAACAGUCUAACAGAAAUGUCUGCAAGUAGCACAUCUUCUGCAGGCUCUGCAGUAGCUUCAGCUGUAUCAACACGGCCUCGACAUCAAAAGUCUAUGUCUGCCUCUGGUCAUCCUAUAAAAGUUACACUGCCAACCAUCAAAGAUGGCACUGAAGCUUACCGGCCAAGCAGUGCAACUCAAAGAGUGCCUGCUGCUUCCCCGUCUGCUCAUAGUAUUAGCACUACUACUCCAGACCGAACCCGCUUUCCUCGGGGGAGUUCAAGUCGAAGCACUUUCCAUGGUGAGCAGCUAAGGGAGCGGCGUAAUGCCACUUACAAUGGACCACCUGCCUCACCAUCACAUGAAACCGGUGCUUUUGCACAUGCUAGAAGAGGGACAUCAACUGGUAUAAUAAGCAAGAUAACUUCCAAGUUUGUUCGCAGGGAUCCAAGUGAAGGCGAAGCCAGUGGCAGAACUGACACCUCAAGGAGUGUUUCUGGAGAGCCAAAAGACAGGGAGAAGGAGGAUAGCAAAGAUUCGAAGCCACGUUCCUUGCGGUUCACGUGGAGUAUGAAGACCACUAGUUCUAUGGACCCGAACGAUAUGAUGAGAGAGAUUCGGAAAGUGUUAGAUGCUAAUAACUGUGAUUAUGAACAAAAAGAGAGGUUUUUGCUCUUCUGCGUUCAUGGUGAUGCACGACAAGAUAGCCUUGUUCAGUGGGAGAUGGAGGUCUGCAAACUGCCACGAUUGUCACUCAAUGGAGUUCGUUUCAAGAGAAUAUCUGGGACUUCUAUUGCAUUUAAGAACAUUGCAUCCAAGAUAGCAAACGAGCUUAAGCUGUAAAGAGAAACUAAAUUUUCUGGGAUCAGGGAAGAUUCAUACAUGAUCUACACUUUGAAUGUACUGGUUACGCCUAAUGUGAUUGGCCUGUGAAACUCCCCAUGUAGAAAUUGCCCUUAUUGCAAUAAGGUUAUACAUAGUUAUUCAGAAUUGUAAAGUUAAAUCCAGUAUGACCUAUAUUAAAAAACUGUAGCUGAAGAAGUUAUGUUCACAUGUACAGGUAAGUAUAUAGAGCAUUCUGUUCAUUUUAUGUUCAUAGAGUUGUAUAAUAAAAAGAUGACUGCUUAAAUUCAGAUCUUGUAUAGUUGUCUAGAUUUCUGCACAGAAAUGUAUGUUUGAUGCUUUGAGUUGGAAAAGUUCUUCUCUAUCAUUUACAUUUUUGGUGGUUUUAUAAGUCUUACCUUUAUCAUGCGUUUGUUUUUUUAAAAAGAAAACAACAACAAAAAAAAGAAAACAAAAAAAAAACAAACUUGUGUCCUGAGUCAAAUGCACAAAAAUAGUUUUCACAACUGUAGCAUGACCAUUUUUAAUUAUUUAAAGAUUGUUCGUGAUUUGAACCAAAGUCGAUGAAUAAAUCGGCUUUUGUUCUACACAAGACUGUUCCUGCUUAUCUUUGGCUCUUAUCCUUGUUAUUGGACAGUGUUUAGUUGAAAAAUACAAACGUUUACAGUGUUGGCACUUACAGUUUAAAAACUUUGGUUUGCCUUGGGCCAGCUCAGAGCUAUGGGGGAACAGAAACCAGGCGUAAGUGAUGUUCUGUCUACAAAUUACAGUGCUUACUCCCAUGGCCCAUUAACAAAUGUAGCACCAAAAUGGAGAACCGUAAUUAUUUCAUUUGAAUAUCAUGGUGUAAAAUAUCACUUGUUUGCUGCCUUCAGAAUACUAUAAAUUCCAUUUUAUGGAACUAUAUUAAUAUUGGGACUGUUUAAUAGCACAAGAUAAUCUGAAAUGUUGACCAAUUGUAUAAGUUAAUAAUACCACCUCAGGAAUUAGCUUGGCUUUUGGAAUAUGUGCCCCCAAAGAGUACAUGCAAUUCCACAUAAUAUUUUACAGCUAAACAUACAUUGUUUAUAAUGAUAAAUUGUUGAUUUAUGCUUUUGUGGUUGUACAGUUUGUUCCCAUGUAACCUGUUUGUGUUUAAUAUUUUACCAGAUUUCUUGUAUUUAUUCCACAUCAUUAUGCCUGUAAUGUGCAGCUUUGUAAUUAGGCAUUUGCCUACAGAAAAGAAAAAAAAAAAAAAAAAAACACAUUUUUUUCCUUCAUAAUUAAUGAUUAUAAACUAUGUAAAACCACUAGUACUGGUACAUUUUAAUACUUGUUAUUUUGUACUGAAUUAACCAUAGAGGUUGGUUGUGCAAUGUUAUUUAAUGUCGUAAUUACUGUAAUAUCAACAUAUGGGCCCCAUCUGCACACUCUUGUGAAGAAUAGAAAGUUCAUUAAGAAAUUGUCACUUUAAAAAAUAAAAAUUAAAAAAAAACUGUGGUAAACUCUGUAACCCUAAGUUAGAAGGCUGUAAGUGUAGUAAGUGUGCCAUUCAGUAAUGGCUUCUUGACCGAGAUGGACUUUACAUACUGUACUGUGAUGUAGCUUUCCUCUGUAACAGUUAUGUUCUGAAAUGGACGUGUAUUGUUGCCUUAGAAAAAGGGUGAUGUUUGGAAAGAAAGAACUGUAGCCCCCCCUUUUUUUUAUCUGAUGUUCAUUGAAACAAAAUUCAAUGCAAGUCAUCUUGAUUCACUGGUGCACUCUAUUAAAACUUACUUGAACAGUUCUCAUACUAAA
Molecule: messenger RNA, 4224 nt
Organism: Oxyura jamaicensis (ruddy duck)
Lineage: Eukaryota; Metazoa; Chordata; Aves; Anseriformes; Anatidae
Gene: MARK1
Product: microtubule affinity regulating kinase 1
Exons: 19
Coding region: 1-2448 (815 amino acids)
Biological process (GO): protein phosphorylation; microtubule cytoskeleton organization; intracellular signal transduction
Cellular component (GO): cytoplasm
Molecular function (GO): protein serine/threonine kinase activity; tau-protein kinase activity; ATP binding
Source: RefSeq, a predicted model, not a curated record